Molecule: messenger RNA, 3198 nt
Organism: Megalops cyprinoides (Indo-Pacific tarpon)
Lineage: Eukaryota; Metazoa; Chordata; Actinopteri; Elopiformes; Megalopidae
Product: endophilin-A1-like
Exons: 9
Coding region: 164-1213 (349 amino acids)
Biological process (GO): synaptic vesicle uncoating
Cellular component (GO): glutamatergic synapse; cytoplasm; presynapse
Molecular function (GO): protein binding
Source: RefSeq, a predicted model, not a curated record
AACCUGAUCAUACCAUUAGACAGUACGUGAGACUGGAGAUCCCCAGUAAUUGAGAGCGUCGGAAGGGUCCCCGUGAUAGACGUAACAGUAGAGAAACAUACACAUACAAAGACAUACUGCAGCUGGCUGGCUCGUUAGAGAGGAAACUGGUCAAUCAAAAACCAUGUCUGUCGCAGGACUGAAGAAGCAAUUCCACAAAGCCACUCAGAAAGUGAGUGAGAAGGUCGGGGGUGCAGAGGGGACCAAACUCGAUGAUGACUUCAAAGAAAUGGAAAAGAAAGUGGACACCACCAGUAGAGCGGUGUUGGACAUAAUGACCAAGACAACAGAAUACCUGCAGCCUAACCCAGCAACCAGGGCCAAACUGAGCAUGAUCAACACCAUGUCCAAGAUCAGAGGGCAGGAGAAGGGCCCCGGGUACACCCAGGCAGAGACCGUGCUGGGAGAUGCCAUGCAGAAAUUUGGCAGGGAGCUCGGAGAGGAGUCCAGCUUCGGUCUGGCUCUCAUUGAUGCUGGAGAAUCCAUGCGAGAACUCGGGGAGGUUAAGGACGCCCUGGACAUGGAAGUGAAGCAGAACUUCAUCGACCCUCUGCAGAAUCUGCAUGAUAAGGACCUGAAGGAGAUACAGCAUCACCUGAAGAAAAUGGAGGGACGACGUCUGGAUUUCGACUACAAGAAGAAGCGACAGGGUAAAGUGCAGGAUGACGAAAUCAAGCAAGCCCUGGAGAAGUUCGAUGAAUCCAAGGAGAUUGCCGAACAGAGCAUGUUCAACCUGUUAGAAAGUGAUAUCGAACAGGUGAGCCAGCUCUCUGCCUUGGUCCAAGCACAGUUGGAAUACCACAGACAGGCCUCUGACAUCCUGCAGCAGCUCUCCGGAAAAAUGGAGGACAGAAUAAGGGAGGCCUCCAACAAGCCCAGGAGAGAGUUUGUCGCGAAGCCACGAAUGGUAAUGGAGUUCACAUCCAGUGAGAACCACAAUGGAGGGAUAGCACACAGCGGCACCGCCAAGUCUCCAGCCCCAAUGGACCAGCCCUGCUGCCGCGCCCUCUAUGACUUUGACCCCGAGAACGAGGGCGAGCUGGGCUUCAAGGAGGGCGACGUCAUCACCCUGACCAAUCAGAUCGACGACAACUGGUAUGAGGGCAUGCUGCACGGCCAGUCGGGCUUCUUCCCCAUCAACUACGUGGAUAUCCUGGUGCCGCUGCCCCACUAAACCCAACGACGGCACCAGCGCUCGGCCCAGGCAUUGGCUUCUCCCUGCAUCUGUGCUACUGCUUCCACAAAGUUUCUGUUGAUAGCCACGAAGAAGACGAUGACCAACAACACAAGUUAAUGCGUAUGCCUACGACAUGGGGCAGUGAUUUUUUUUUUUUCCUUUUUUUUCUGUAGCUUAUAACGUUACCAUCAGAUCAGUGUAAGGUCUUGUUGAUUUAUAUGAGAAGUAUUGACCUUUCUCAUAGAUUUUUUUUUUCUUUUUGUUGUUUUGUUGCAGGUUUGUUUUCGCAGAAUUUGUCAAGACUACAACGUCCGUCCCAAUCUUAUUUCACCUUGAAAGUGUUCAGUUGGUUGGAUCUUGUGUGAUAUAGAAGUAGAUGUUGCGCAUUGUACUCAGUAAAAAAAAAAAUCUAGUUUUGUGCUCGGAAAUCAGGCAUUUGGGAUCUUUUGAAAACAGGCUUUUGAGAGAGUUUUGUGAGGCAUGUUUUUUAACUAGUAAUUUUUGAACAAUCUUAGCUUAUAUGCAAUUCAGAGUAAACAAUGACUGAAGUGGAAACAGCUAAAUGAGAUGUGUUCAUGCAUGCUGGGACAAAUUAUUAACGAGUACCCUGUGAACCUGUGAAGUACCAUUUGGUAAGAAAACUGUGGUGUUUGAAUAUGACAUUGCUUUUUUUAAUAUCUCCUGAUUCCUUGUGUCCACUGGCCAUAUUCAGUCACAGUUGAAGUGUUCCGUGCCGGCACGGUAUGGUUAAAGCAGGUUAGCAUUUCUUCGUCUUUCUCAACGCUAUUGCCGACCCCCAGGAAGCGUCCCAAUAAACAGAGACUAACUCAACUUCCUAAAUAGAUCUGUCUUCUCAAAUCUGAUGCAUGGCAGAGGAUGGAAGUUGCAUUUCCAUUCCUUGCUUUGAUACCAACGACAGCCAUGCGGCUGAAGCUUUCGUUAACACGCUGCAUGUUUUUCGCUUGGUUUGAUAGAUAUUCUACUUUAUACUUUUUAGCAAUCGUAGACCAGCUCUCUCAAGUACCAAAUGCAUAUUGGUAUUAUUUGUUUUGUUUUCUGGCUGUCAUUAAAAAUUAGCUACAACUAGCUAUCUAGCUACCUAGUGACCAUAGAAGGCUACUUAAAAUGUCAGAUGCCUAGCUGUUAAAUGAGCAUUUAAGGAACUAAAUGAUCGUUACAGCAUUUUUAUUGAAUGAAAAUGACAUGAAGUGAAAAGAUAAUCACAGGUAAAUCAGUAAAACUUUAAAGAGAUAACACCAAAUUGAACCAUGCAUAAGACGAUGACAACACAGACACAAUGAUGCUAAUUCCGCCUGGAACGCUUUGGCCACAGUGAGUACUAGGCAUGUCACUGAGAUGGGACAGCAGGAUUCAGGCCACUGUCAGGUAUACCAGAGCUGAGAGAAGCAUUUGCCCUGCAAGUGACUGUGCUGAGGUCGAGACAGUAAGGGCCUGAAGGGAAUGGAGCUUUGAUAGGACAAAUACCGCGAUAAGCACGAUUAAAUUAAAUGGUCUGUGUGCUCUGAAUUUUACAGUAAGCUUGUGGACUGUCUGAUCUCUGUACCCUUAUGAAGAAAUAAUAGAUUUCUUUUAAAUGUGGAAUUAUAAUUAACGAACAUGUUUCAAAUGGAAAUCAAAGUAUGUGUAAUAUAUUAAAAAUAUGUAAUAGCCAUGUCAUUUUAUGCAUACAGUCAUGGUAGAUACAGUAUGUUAGAAUAACAAUGAUUUUGUUGUGUAUCCACAUGUGUGAAAGUGGCAGUAAUUGAUCUGUUUUUUAUUUUUGGCACAUAAAAUAUCAGUGUACAUUUAACAUCCUUACAUUUUGUGACUGCACACAAAUCUCUUUAUUUUCUCAGUACUACCAAUGAACCAUUGAUUGACAUUUUCAGUGUUGAAAGCCAAACCAAUAUUUACAAAAAUAUUGUAAACGUGAUGAAAAAAAAAAAUCUGAACACUAAAAGUGAUACAAUAAAUAGCUGCAU